CAUCCCCUCUGAGUUUACCCACCUGCUCUGUGACUCCGCUCUGUUAUCCCAGCCACAGCCAACUGCAUCCUCAUGACCCUGUGGAGGUGGGGGGUGGGGUAUUAGAGGAGAUGGUACAGCACAGGGGCAAGGGCAGAUGUGCUCUCCAGGACAAGUACCGUCACCCACUGAGAGACUUUUCAAGACAAACACAGCUUCCCCUCUUCAGAUUGGUGCAAGCUGAGGCACUGAAAGCCAUUAUUUUAGAAAACCACACACCGUACUCCUAACGGUCCCUUUGAUUUUGUGCUUGUGGAAAGUAACAGCCAGAGAGAGAAAUGUGAACAGUAACAUGUAUAUUUUAGUUGUAGUCUGAGUCAAGGGGACAUGCGCCCAAUCCUCUUCCUCAUCCUUCAGCCCUCGGCAGACCCUGACCUCUCAAUUGCACAAUUCAGAGCUCGGCACUCAGCAGGCACUCAAUAACUGUCUGUGCCAAGUGAGAACAAUUUCCUGGGGCAAGUAGGAGUCAAUCUCGCAUCCCUCCCUGCCUUUUUUCCUCCCCGUCCAACCUUUGGGGCUCUGGUUUCCUGCAAGCAGUGAAUUAUUCAUGUCUGCUCAGAGAUAUCACAUUGGCCCUUCGUAGGUUGCCAACCGGGUGGAGCAGGGAGGUGGCUUUGUUAAGAGUCUGUAAAUAGGAGCGACCUCCUUGUUCAAACAGCACUUACAGGUAGGUGACUGUUUUUGCUAAGUCAUCCUGGGGAUGCUCAAAGUCCCAUUGUGAUAUCCUUCCUGGCUCCUCCUUCCUCCCCGCCCCUUUAACAGACCCUUAAGUGGGCUCACACUGCUCUGCCGCUCACUCUGCACUCCCACCAUGGCUUACAUUGCCAAGUCCUUCUACGACCUCAGUGCUAUCAGCCUGGAUGGGGAGAAGGUAGAUUUCAACACAUUCCGAGGCAGGGCAGUGCUGAUUGAGAACGUGGCCUCGCUCUGAGGCACAACCACCCGGGACUUCACCCAACUCAACGAGCUGCAAUGCCGCUUUCCCAGACGCCUGGUGGUUCUUGGCUUCCCUUGCAACCAAUUUGGACAUCAGGAGAACUGUCAGAAUGAGGAGAUCCUGAACAGCCUCAAGUACGUCCGCCCUGGGGGUGGAUUCCAGCCCACCUUUACCCUUAUCCAAAAGUGUGACGUGAAUGGUCAGAAUGAGCAUCCUGUCUUCACCUACCUGAAGGAUAAGCUCCCCUACCCUUACGACGACCCAUUUUCCCUCAUGACCGAUCCCAAGUUCAUCAUUUGGAGCCCUGUGCACCGCUCAGACGUGUCUUGGAACUUUGAGAAGUUCCUCAUCGGGCCAGAGGGGGAACCCUUUCGGCGCUACAGCCGCACCUUCCCAACCAUCAACAUCGAGCCCGACAUCAAGCGCCUCCUCAAAGUUGCCAUAUAAACACCAGCAGAUCUCCUACUUCCUGCUGCCCCUGAGUGUCUUUCCUGAGCAUUCAGUGUGCCCUCAGGAGACUCUGCUGGGCCCAGGCUUUCCCUUCAGAUCAGUUCCCUUCAUUGAAUAGCCUUGCCUUUCUGGUCUGCCUGCUUCCUUUCCUUCCCCCCAAACUUCUGGUUGGUGAUUCAACCUGGGGCUCCAAGACGGCUGGGCUCUGAGCUUUCACAGGAUGAUGGCACCUUCCUAAACCUGUAUGCGAGGUGUCUGAGAAGUGUGAGGGUCCGGAGCCAGCCUGCUGGCUGAGUCCAAUAAAGGGCGGGUGUGGAAACGG
This is a messenger RNA of Balaenoptera acutorostrata (minke whale), 1748 nucleotides long. RefSeq names its product glutathione peroxidase 2 (gene GPX2). The transcript is spliced from 2 exons. NCBI's taxonomy places the organism in Eukaryota, Metazoa, Chordata, Mammalia, Artiodactyla, Balaenopteridae. Gene Ontology annotation, biological process: response to oxidative stress. The record is from RefSeq and is a predicted model, not a curated record. Gene Ontology annotation, molecular function: glutathione peroxidase activity.